Molecule: messenger RNA, 246 nt
Organism: Cylicostephanus goldi
Lineage: Eukaryota; Metazoa; Nematoda; Chromadorea; Rhabditida; Strongylidae
Source: the annotation of a GenBank genome assembly
AUGUUGCAUCCUUCUGCUUUAGCAAUUAUUGCCGUACGAAACGACUACAUUGUGCCGGAGAGCAUUAUUUACUACAACAAUGAUGAGCUGUACAAAGCGCUUCAUGACCAUCUGAAGAGUGUGGAGCCGAUUUUUGCGGAGAUGUCGAUUGCGAUCAAAUACUAUCCACGAGCAAGCAACUGUCAAAAGCGUAGACGAAUAUUUGCGGAGAUGGCAACCAAUCCCGAAAGGGCAGUCAGACUGUGA